AUGUCCUCGUCUUCAACCUGGCAAAUUCCUGCCUCAUUCCUGCAAUCCUACUCCAGCCUCGAAUCAUACCCUCUAAACUUGCUCCGACAAACAUCGUAUCCAGCAGUAUCAGAGGCGUAUGCAAGCAGACUGCAAAAUGCAUCUGCGACUCUUUUCACCGACAAGGAAGAAAGUAUCCAUGUUCCAGUCCGCGAGUUCAUAGGGCAAACCUGCAACAAACGUAACAUAUUGAGCGAUCAGAAAUUGAAGCUGUUCCUUGGAGAUGAUUCCAUGCCGGAUCCUUUGGCACCAUCGACACAGGUUGGAGUGCCAGUGACUAAGAAAGAUCCAAUAUGCCGCUUUAUUUUCCUUUGGGCGGGAGACUCUCGGGAACCUCUGAAAAUAAGCCGACGCAUGCUUCUUCGAAUCCUCACUUACCACCAGGUGAUGAUGCAUUAUCUCGACUUCAUAUCCGUUUUUGGGUCCCAAAGCGAACAAAGGGAUUUAAGAUUCAGUGGGUUCAAAGAGACCUCUUUUCUGAGCAGUCACCAUGGCGGCCAAGAGAUAACUAGUCUAGGCCGUAGUGGGAGACAGUAUCAACUAUGCUUCAACCUGAAGGGGGUUUCAUGCUUGACGCCGAAAGAGAAGGUGGUGAAAAACAAAUUGUGGUCUAUUCGUCAGGCAGCUCUCCAUCAUCAAUUCGAUGUCCAAACUGGAAAUACUUUAUGGAUGAUUGCUAAGGGUGACUUGGAGCUGAAAGAGCGGAUUGAGGUUUUCACGGGGCCGUAUGGUAAGCCAGAGGACAGAGCUUUUGGCACUGUGGAAGAAUGCUUCAAAUCUAGCCUUGCUGUUCAUUUGUUGCAGUGCCACUGGUCUACCGAAAAUUGGCGAUGGUAUAUUCAAUGUUUGGAAGCUGUUAUGGAAAGCAUUACCCACCUUGCUGUCAAUGGUGCCCGAGGCCUCACGGAAGCUCAACGAAUAUUCACGCCACAUGAUUUGCAGGCUGUACAAAACUGUGAAGACAAGACUAAUGAAGCAAUAAUGGUAUUGCAAGCGAAUUCUGACGUUCUUAAUUCCCUCCGGAGAUUUUACGAGCGUCUACGUGACAACAAACAUUUCCCACUCGCAGCCGCUUGUCACGAGGAUGUCGUUGAAUUUUCCAUGCAGAUCGAAGAUAUGGUCUAUGACUCCAACAUGCAAGUUGCGCGAGCGAAAGUUCUUGUGCAGAUCACAGAAGAUAGGAAAACCCUGAUUUUGCAACACCUACAGAGCCAAGCCACCGAGACGAUGGAGAUCUUGACAAUAAAGAUGCAUAAAAUUGGUGCCUUGUCUCAAAAAGAAGCUAUCGCAAUGCGUAUUGUAACCGUUGUCACUCUGAUCUACCUUCCAGCUACGUUUGUUUCGACUUUUUUCAGUACCGAUGUUGUUAAAUAUCAAACAGAUAACGGCCGCACAUCUUUCUCUGAUCUUGCCAUGUGGAGAUGGCUAGAGGUUACCUUGCCAUUGACUGUGGUUACCCUAGGCAUCGGAUAUGCGUUCGUCAAGUAUGAGGAGAAGAGGAUCAGGAAAAUGGCGCUACUUCCUACCACAAAUGACUUGGUAAAAGGUCUCGGGCCUUGAUCGAAUAAUUCGGGGUAGAUUGUCGGAUGAGAAGAACAACACCCGGGGAGAGAUCGGUGCACAGUGGCAAGAUGUAGAAGCUUUGAAAUGCGGUUGGGUAAUCGACGAUUAAGAGGAACCGGUGAAACUGGGGAGCCUGGGGAACCAUAACAGCUGAAAGUGUGACAACAAAUUGAUAUUGAGUGUAAGAAAUAAUUCUGUAGACUGCAAAGAUCGAGAAUAUGAAAUCAGGCAGGGGAA
Molecule: messenger RNA, 1839 nt
Organism: Cadophora gregata
Lineage: Eukaryota; Fungi; Ascomycota; Leotiomycetes; Helotiales; Ploettnerulaceae
Exons: 6
Coding region: 1-1599 (532 amino acids)
Source: RefSeq, a predicted model, not a curated record